Pisolithus orientalis is the source of this 891-nucleotide messenger RNA. RefSeq lists its product as uncharacterized. The transcript is spliced from 8 exons. The record is from RefSeq and is a predicted model, not a curated record. The coding region runs from base 1 to 891 and encodes 296 amino acids. NCBI's taxonomy places the organism in Eukaryota, Fungi, Basidiomycota, Agaricomycetes, Boletales, Pisolithaceae.
AUGACCCACACCUUCCAAAGAGGUGAUAAAAUCUUUGUAAAUGGCAAUGAUGGCAACCUGUGGUAUGCUGUGAUCAAGGACAUCAGAGUCCAAUGCUUGAAGAAAAUACAGAAGGCAUGGAUUGAAGUGCAGUGGUACUACAGCAGGAGUGAUAUAGGAGACAAAAAAAUGAGAAAAUACAUUGGCAACAAUGAGCUGGUUCUAUUGGACCACAAUGACAUCAUUGAAUUACAGGCCAUUGUGUCUUGGAAGCUCAUGGAGAGCAUAGUGCUGGCAGACAUCACACCCUUCAGUGCAGAAAGGUGUUUUGGUCCUCUGAUAGGACCCAAGGAUAUGUAUACAUGGUGGACUGUGAGCACACAUGGUAAACAAGUCAUCCAGACAAAGCUCAACAAUGGUAUUGUUGAACCUGCAAAAAUUGGUUUUACUGCAGUUGUUUACAGAAACUUGCAAAAGAAAGCACCAGACCCCUGGACAUCACAAAGGAAGUCCUUAAUGGGACAGGUCUCUCACUGCAGGAUAUUCAGGGGAAAUGAGGGUGGUGUGGUGGGCAAUGGUGAGGUUAUGAUGAGUAUGUGGGAGGAGGUCAGAGCAGCACAGAUCAGGCAGAGAUGGGAUGUUGAAACUGGUCUGCAAAAUCAUAUGACCAGUGACUUGCUCCAACAGGCACAGAAGUCAUAUAAAGAUAUGAUGAAGCAAGAGAUGUCAAAGGAAUUGGAAGAGGCCAGGGUGAUGAUCAGGAGGCUAAAGACUGCAUUGGUAGUGUCAGAUGCUGUGGUAGAACUGAAUAGAGAGCAGUGGUGGGAUCAUGCACCAAUAUGUGAUAUUUCAAAGACUUUUCAGACUGUUGGCACCAUAACACCUGGCCCCUCUACAUGGAUUAUGACAUAG